AUGUCGCUCACACAAGGCCAAGCCCGCGCGCUAUGGCUCGCCGGCGGCUUUGCCGUCCUCACUGGUCUUCCACCUGGCUCCGAAGUCGGUCUGGACGGCACACUACACGCCAUAGCAUCCUUUGCGGGGUACAAGUUCGUCCCGCCAGGCGUGCACGCGCUCGUCUGGAGCCGUGAGGGAGCUUCCCUGCCUCUCCGCACCGCGGUGAUCAAGCAAUGGGCACCGCGUGAGCGUGUCGCCCUCACACUCGAGGGGGAGGGCGUGGUGAUGCGGAGCGUGGACGAGGCCGAGUUGCGCGCGCUUGAUCCCCAGCUCGCCCCGUACCCGUUCGCCGACCUCGAGAGCUGGAAGAAGUUGUCUGCGCCGAUCAGCAAGACUGUCCUGGAAGCUGCACUCCCCGGUAUAAUUGACAGCCUCACCCCCGUCCAAGGAGAGGCGGACGAGAUGGACGAGGUGCUGCGGAAGCGGGCGGAGCAGAAGGAGGCAGGUGAAAGUGGGAACAAGGUCGCCCUGUUGGAUAAGAGCGUCGAUGUGCCUCGAAUCCGCCUCCCUGUCUUCGACUUGAAACGCUCGUGGCCACCCGGUGCAACAGGGGACGGGGUGACGCGCUGGUCGCGCGACAAGAGCGACCUGUGGGCGCGCACAUGCUCUACACAUGGCGGACCCGCCGAGUUGCUGGGGUACACGGCCCUCGCAUUCAUCCUCGUCACGCAAGUGUGGAACGCGCCGGCACUGGCUGCAUACCGCCGCCUCAUUGCCCUCCACUGCCGUGCACACGCGGCGCUCGCCGAGCCCGAGCUGUUUCCCGACGCCUUUCCCUCCCCGGAAAAGGAAAAAGGGCGCGAGACCGCGCUCGCGUUCGUCGACCUCCUCACCGCACAGAUUUCUAGCCUCCCAGACCAAGCUUUUGCUGUCGAAGUGCCCGACCUCGACGUGUUCUACCUGGACGAGAUUGAGGUGUUGCGACGCGGUCUCGGUGCUGCGCUGGCUGUGCGUGGAUGGUGGGGGUUGGCUGGGAAGGCACAGGCCAGUUGGACGCGCUUGCAGGCGGUUGGGAGGGUGCGGGGCUGGGAGAUUGGCCCGUUGCCGCAGGGAGAUGAGGAGGAGGACGAGGAGGAGGGCGAGGAUGCGCCAGUCGUCGUUGAAAUGUAA
Messenger RNA from Cutaneotrichosporon cavernicola, 1152 nucleotides. RefSeq lists its product as uncharacterized. The record is from RefSeq and is a predicted model, not a curated record. Gene Ontology annotation, biological process: spliceosomal tri-snRNP complex assembly. Lineage: Eukaryota; Fungi; Basidiomycota; Tremellomycetes; Trichosporonales; Trichosporonaceae. The transcript has 3 exons. The coding region runs from base 1 to 1152 and encodes 383 amino acids.